AUGAGCGACAACACCACCAACCCCGUCGGCGACAACAUCUAUAAGGGCCGUGAUCUAGAUCGAGAACUUGUCGGACUGCCGAGAUCCAUCGCAAAGGCAGUCAUCGACCUCUCCAACGAUCCCGAAGCAGGGGAGCGUAUCGAACCUGAAUGGGCCGACUGGGACGCCAUCCAAGAGCGACGACGACAAUCGCGAACCGAGAUCAGUUUCUCGAGCAGGAAGCUCGAUCAUCACACCUGA
This is a messenger RNA of Pseudozyma hubeiensis SY62, 240 nucleotides long. RefSeq names its product cobalamin synthesis protein. The coding region runs from base 1 to 240 and encodes 79 amino acids. The transcript has a single exon. Lineage: Eukaryota; Fungi; Basidiomycota; Ustilaginomycetes; Ustilaginales; Ustilaginaceae. The record is from RefSeq and is a predicted model, not a curated record.